This is a messenger RNA of Lytechinus variegatus (green sea urchin), 501 nucleotides long. RefSeq lists its product as uncharacterized. The coding region runs from base 1 to 501 and encodes 166 amino acids. The record is from RefSeq and is a predicted model, not a curated record. NCBI's taxonomy places the organism in Eukaryota, Metazoa, Echinodermata, Echinoidea, Temnopleuroida, Toxopneustidae. The transcript has a single exon.
AUGUUCACCAGAGUAACCCCUGAGGUGUUCGAUGAUAUCCCUGCGAGAGUUGCACCAGUCAUCCAGAAGCAAGAGACUAACUACAGGCACCCUUUGUCCGCUGGCCUGGCAAUCACCUUGAGACAUCUGGCCACUGGGGACAAAUACAGAUCACUGGCAUAUGGUUUCAGAUGUGGUAUCUCAACCAUAUCAGAGUUGAUUCCAGGAGUGUGCAGGGCCAUUGUAGAGGCGUAUAAAGAUGAGGUCUCCAACAUACCUACCAUCCCUGAAGCAUGGAGCACAAUUGCCCAGCAGUUUGAACAGAGAUGGAAUAUCCCCCAUGCAAUUGGUACCUUGGAUGGAAAGCAAACAGCCAUUAAGAAGCCAGCAAUCACAGACAGUCUCUACUACAACUAUAAGGGCUUCUUCUCUAUACCACUGCUGGCAUUGGUAGAUGCAGAGUACAAGUUCAUCUGGAUUAAGCUGGGAGUAAAUGAACACAUGUCUGAGCUACCUAAAUAA